This is a messenger RNA of Symbiodinium necroappetens, 459 nucleotides long. The record is from the annotation of a GenBank genome assembly. Lineage: Eukaryota; Dinophyceae; Suessiales; Symbiodiniaceae.
AUGGUACUUCCGAGACGGCAGAUGACGCCUCACGAGCUAACUUCCCUGUGGGAGAAGGAGUGGGGUGUGAUGCAUGCCACAAGGAUCAAAUUCCGAGCCCCGUCGUCCUCGCCCUCAAAAUGGCUGAGCCACCACGGUGACCACCUGCCACUGGCGCCAGUCGUUGUGGUGCUGGAGACGAAGGGCUUGGGCAGCAUUCUGAACUCCUUGGAGUGCGCUUUUCGCCAGCAGCGGGGCGCCCACGUGGAGACGCUCCGCCAGGGCCAGGAGUUCCAAUGGUCGUCCUGGACUCCACAGCAGGCUCUGGAUGAGAACCACCGGAUGCUGAGUGAGAAAGAGCUGCAGUGGCAUCGCGAGCGCGCUGCUGAAGCAGAUCUCCCGAAGCGACCAGCCUCACCCCAAAACCUGUCGACGCCCUUGAUCGACCCCUACGCCUCACCGGAAGUCUACGCCGCCCCC